AUGUUCAUCAUUCUCUUCAUCAUUACCACAGUGGCCUCCCAAGAGAUACCGACUCCAGCCAGUCUGAUCGCACCAAGAAACUUCAAUUACCAUCCAUACCAAAUACAAUUCUUGAAGGAAAAUAAAGAGCCAACGAAGCAAGGUCCGGUAUUGUUCCCAAACGAUAGCCCUCCGCCACCAAAACCGCCUCUAGUGGUGACAUCUCGUCCUCUCAUCGAAUCCAUUGCUAGAAGCGAGUUAAGCGAAAACAAUUCCAUAGCACAACAAUCCCAAAUCAAUAAUAUCGCUUAUCAACCGUACUACAACCAGAAUUUUGGUAAAAACCCUGAAAAUAUCCUAGAUCAGACUCUAUUUGGUAAUGAUGUGAAUAAUAAUGUGGAAUAUCAAGCGACUACUUACGGUGGUGGUCCAUAUACUGACAGGCUGAAGAAGGUACAAUUGAACGGCUAUGUGAGAGAAAAUGUAUAUGAUGAUUAUGAGAUACGCACAGCUUUACCACCUAUUUACAAAGCAUUGGGAGACCACGCAAAUCAGAAUUUGUUGGAUUUACAGAAGAAACGAGUGAAUUACGAUAACCAACCGAAAAAUUUUGAUUAUACAAACCACUACGAAAACAACGACGUAUCGGUUGAUGACCGCAACGCUGGAUAUGAUCAGGAUCAGAAUCAAAAUUAUGCUUUCUCAUAUACAGUGAAAGAUCAUAAAACAGGUGAUGAUUUUUCACAUUCCCAACAAAGCAGUGGCUCAGCGACUAAUGGAGAGUAUCGGGUUCGACUUCCAGAUGGCAGAACCCAAAUAGUAUCUUAUACAGCUGACGAAAAUGGUUAUAAAGCAAAUGUUCGAUACGACGAUGAAAAAACAGAUAAUUCAGAUCAGAGAGAUUAUUACAACAUCAAUAACUACAACAAUAAUAAUCUAAAUAGCUAUAAUAAUAAUCCAAAUAACUUCAAUAAUAACGCCAAUAACUAUAUUAGUAAUCCAAAUAAUUACAACAGUAAUGCUAACAACUUCAACAAUCAACUUAUAAAUGCUAAUUACAAUGCAAACAUAAAGCAAACAAUUCCUGUACGCGAAGAAUCGGAUUAUAAUUCUAAAGAAUAUUACGAUUAUUCAUCCGAAUAUAAUAACAACUACCAACCUUAUACAACUAAAUUUAAUUUUAAUCCAGUUUCCACAACAGUUUUAAUACCUACAGUUAGGCCAUCAUACGAUGAUAUAAAAGAUUUGUUCACACAAAGAGUAACCUCAACACCUGUUUAUACAGAUUUACUAGUAGGUAGUAAUAAUCAAGACACAAAAUACGAUUCUACAACAGAAAAAGUAGUUUUAAUAGGUAAUAAGAAUCUUUAUACCAGUUUAGUGUCAACACCUAAAACUCAAAGUAUCGUAGGUCCGACUCCCGCGUCGUACUUAGCUUCUACAAUAGCUAGUCUUAGAGACAGAAUAGCCGCCAAACCAAUUUUAUCUAAUAGUUUUAUUAAUAGAAUAAAUAAAUAUUUAUCGUUUAAA
Molecule: messenger RNA, 1509 nt
Organism: Brenthis ino (lesser marbled fritillary)
Lineage: Eukaryota; Metazoa; Arthropoda; Insecta; Lepidoptera; Nymphalidae
Source: the annotation of a GenBank genome assembly